Molecule: messenger RNA, 2851 nt
Organism: Drosophila bipectinata
Lineage: Eukaryota; Metazoa; Arthropoda; Insecta; Diptera; Drosophilidae
Gene: nvy
Product: CBFA2/RUNX1 partner transcriptional co-repressor nervy
Biological process (GO): negative regulation of DNA-templated transcription; DNA-templated transcription
Cellular component (GO): nucleus
Molecular function (GO): transcription corepressor activity
Source: RefSeq, a predicted model, not a curated record
ACUUUGCUCACAAACAAACUCAACUUUCAACUGGUCGGACGUCCCUCAAUCUCAAUCGCAUUCCGACCACGGCGCAUUCCACUUCCGCGUGUUCUCGUAUCUCGAGUAUCCGACGAGUAUCUGCACUCGCGCUCAUAGCCACAUCCAUAAGAUACUUUCGCCAUUCAGCCAGUCAGUCGCUUGGCAUUGCUCCGAGAUGCCGGUUCGCGAGUCGCGCACCUCUCGCCACCAUCUACAUCUCCGUCUCCGCCACCGAUGUUGUUAUUGUUUCUCGAUCCGCAAACAAACACUGAAUGUUGUCGGUAACUCAGCAGUGAAGUAUUAACUUUCGGAGACCCAAACAAACCAAAUCAAAAUAAAGCAAUUCACCAGAAAUACAGUCUAUCGUGUAGAACCUUCUCUCCCGCAUAACACCGCAUAAAAACAUCAAUUGGAACAGAUCUGGCCAAAAUGAUGGCGCUCGACGGCAAGGCGAUAAUUAAGGAGGAGAUUACCGACAAGGACGCCUACGACGCAGCGGCAGCAGCGGCGGCGGCGGUGGCAGCAGGUGCCGCCCUGGCGGUCGCCACAGCAGCGGCUGCCCAAGUCCCGCCCCCCUCCUCCUCCGCUUCGGGAGCGGGCUCGGCGUCGGCAGCGGCGGCGGCAGCGUCCAACAACAACUCAGCCACAUCAGCAGUAACAGCGGCCACAAUUAGUCGAAGACUUAAAGCCAACAGCAGCAGCAGCAGCAGCAGCGGGGACAAGAGCUCGUCUUCCUCCAGUAGCAGCAAGGACAGCAUCAACACAUCCAGCAGCCGCAGCGACAGGGAUCGGGAGAGGGAAAGGGAACGGGAACGAGAGCGGGAAAGGGAUCGCCUCUGCCGCACACCACCAGACUCCCCGCCGGAUUCCUCGCGCAGCCUUGCCCCCCGCUCGCCCCACUCUCCCCUGCAGUUGCACCAGCGACCGCAGCGCACCGCCAGUGUCUCGCCGGUGGUUAAUGGCGGAGGAAUAGGAUCCUCUGGAACCUCGCCCACACCCACUCCGGGCGGCCAGCAUGCUGCCUCAUUGGCAGCAGCCGCCGCCGCCGCUGCAGCCGCCCACGUGGAGCAGGCACGUCUGGUAUCCAAGAUGCGCAAGUUCCUGGGCGCCCUGGUACAGUUCUCACAGGAGCUGGGUCAGCCAGAGGUCAGCGACAGGGUGCGGGCCCUGGUGCUCUCGCUCUGCUGCGGCAACAUUUCCGUGGAGGAAUUUCGGCUGGCCCUGCAGGAGGCCAUCAACCUGCCAUUGCGGCCCUACGUCGUUCCGCUCCUGAAGAACAGUAUUUCCUUGGUCCAGCGUGAGAUCCUUGCUCUGGCCCGAGCCACCAACCAGUCCGCCCUGCAGUACGUGACCAACAACGAGCAGGCAGUGAUGGAGUUUACGCCGCACGGCGUGGCAAGUGCCGAGUUCGGAGACAUCUUCGUGCAACUGGAGGCGCCCACAUCCAACGGCAGCAGCGCGGUCUUCAAGCGCCGCUCCUCCGAUUCAAUGAUGGAACAUGGCGGGCACAACGGACUGCAGGAGUGGAGUGAGUACAUGGCCAGUGGAGGCGCCGGCUACCCGCCACCCCCCAGCAAGCGCCUGUCGUUGCACCCCGCCCACUCUGUGGUGGCGUACGGAGAGUACGGAGUUGGGGCAGAGGGCCUGCCCUCGGCGGCCGCAUUUAUGCAACGCGACGACAGAGAUCUCCGGAUGACGGAGCCACAAACCAGGCAUCCGGCUCCCCCGCAGCGAGGCGGCAACCCGAAUCCCAAUGCUAACCCCAACCCCAAUCCCGCUGCAGCAGCUCCAGCCGGUGGACAGGGCGGCGGGGCCGGUGGUGAGGAGGAGUGGAAAAACAUCCACACCAUGCUCAACUGCAUCUCGGCGAUGGUGGACAAGACGAAGCGGGCGAUCACGAUUCUGCAGCAGAGGGGCAUCGAGCCGCAGCAUCCCAACAGCGGUCAGGAAGUCACACCGGCAGCCAUGGCCGAACUGCGGCGGCAAACGGAGGAGAAGGUGGCAGAGUUCAAGAGAAACGCCGAGGAUGCAGUCACACAGGUCAAACGCCAAGCUGUCAUUGAAAUUCAGAGAGCUGUGGUGGCCGCCGAAACGCGGGCAGCGGAAAUAAUGACCCAAGAGCGCCUCCGCAUGGAGAAGUUCUUCAUGGAGAUGAGUCGCCACUCCAGCGGAGAGCGGGAUCUGGACAACAAAUCGCCCUCGAUGACCAGUGCCCAGAAUGGCAGCAACUUGCAACAGCAGUGUUGGAAUUGCGGACGCAAGGCCACCGAAACCUGCUCAGGAUGCAAUAUGGCACGUUACUGUAGUGCCUCCUGCCAGUACAGAGAUUGGGAUAGUCAUCAUCAGGUUUGUGGCAACUCGCGUGCCAGUGAGUUGAGUGCCAAGCACCUGCACUCGGCCAGCAGCCUGCGCAGCGCCAUGGCCACCCGAUCACCACCCACUCCCAAUUCGGCGGCCCACCUGCAGGCAGCAGCAGCUGCGGCAGCGGCAGCAGCGGCGGGGGCUCGCGACGUGGUCAGCGCAGCCAGCGGCGCAGGAGGACCUGGGACGGGAGUGUCGGCCGGAGGGGCAGCCAGUGGCGCAGGCGCCGGCGGCGGAGGAGGUGGUGGCGGGGGUGGGGGCUCGGCAGCCGCCGUGGCAGCUGCCACCCCGGGCUCUUUGGUGGCCAACGGGUUGGGCUCCAAAUGACGCAUUCGCAUGAUGAAACCGAAGAAGAAAUACUUGUGCUAGUCAAAUUACAAACGAGGGGGUUGGCGGGUGAGCUGAACCAUUAAACCAUAUGCAACCCAUACUUAUUACAGCUAAUAUAGAGUUAUCCAAAAACCAAAAA